AGGCUUUCAACAUGGCGGCCGUGUUACUGGCAGCGGCGGCUACGGUGACGGCCCGGCCCGGGGCGGACAGAGUCGGAGGCGGCGGCGUUCGCUCUCCUUAAGCGUGGUCGGGAGUUCCGUUGGGAACCGAGCCGGAGAGGCCGGCCGGCGCCAGCACCUUUUUGGCCUCUGGGGCGGCGGCAUCUGCGUUCAGGUUCUAAAUGGCUUCUAAGAAGUUGGGUGCAGAUUUUCAUGGGACUUUCAGUUACCUUGAUGAUGUCCCAUUUAAGAUAGGAGACAAAUUCAAAACACCAGCUAAAGUUGGUCUACCUAUUGGCUUCUCCUUGCCCGAUUGUUUGCAGGUUGUCAGAGAAGUACAGUAUGACUUCUCCUUGGAAAAGAAGACCAUUGAGUGGGCUGACGAUAUUAAGAAGAUCCAAGAAGCCCAGCAGGAAGCCGAACGCAGGGCUGAGGAAGCAGAGGCUACAGUGAAUUCCAAGAGUGGCCCAGAGGGCGACAGCAAAUUCUCCAAGAUCCCCAGUACAGCCACGAUGCCGCCCCCCUUUAAUCCGAUCCUUGCCAGCUUACAGCACAACAGUAUCCUCACCCCCACUCGAGUCAGCAGCAGUGCCACGAAGCAGAAAGUUCUCAGCCCUCCCCAUACAAAAGCAGACUUCAAUCCUGCUGACUUUGAGUGUGAGGAAGACCCGUUUGAUAAUCUGGAGUUGAAGACUAUUGAUGAGAAAGAAGAACUGCGAAAUAUUCUCGUAGGAACCACUGGACCCCUCAUGGCUCAGUUAUUGGACACUAAUUUGCCUCAAGGAAGCUCUGGAUCUGUGUUACAGGAUGAAGAGGUCCUGGCUUCGCUGGAGCAGGCCACCCUUGAUUUUAAGCCUCUCCACAAACCUAAUGGCUUUAUAACCUUACCACAGUUGGGCAGCUGUGAGAAGAUGUCGCUGUCUUCCAAAGUCCCCCUGCCCCCCAUCCCCACAGUGAGCAAUAUCAAAUCCCUAUCCUUUCCCAAACUAGACUCUGAGGACAGCGGCCAGAAGACAGCCAAGCUGGCGAGCACUUUCCAUAGCACAUCCUGCCUCCGCGAUGACCCGUACCAGAGUUCCCGGAAACCUUCUACCCAAAGCAGUGCCAGUGAGCUCAAUGGGCAUCACACCCUGGGGCUUUCCGCUUUGAACUCAGACAGUGGUACCGAGGUGCCGACCCUGCCUCCCUCGGAUCUCAUCUCCCAGAUGCCUUCCCUUUCUGUCUUGUCUGUGUGCACAGAAGAAUCAUCACCUCCGAAAACAGGUCCCACGGUCACACAUCCUAAUUUCUUAAUGUCACAAGUGCCCAACGCUUCCAGCUGUCCCCAGGCCUGUUCUGCACUGCACACACUGUCUCCCAGUGAGCGGCAAUGUGUGGAGACAGUGGUCAACAUGGGCUAUUCAUAUGAGUGUGUUCUGAGAGCCAUGAAGAAGAAAGGGGAGAAUAUUGAGCAGAUUCUAGACUAUCUCUUUGCACAUGGACAGCUCUGUGAGAAGGGCUUUGAUCCUCUUUUAGUGGAAGAGGCUCUGGAAAUGCACCAGUGUUCGGAGGAAAAGAUGAUGGAAUUUCUUCAGUUAAUGAGCAAAUUCAAGGAAAUGGGCUUUGAACUGAAGGACAUUAAGGAAGUUCUGUUGCUGUACAACAAUGACCAGGACAAUGCUUUGGAAGAACUCAUGGCUCGGGCGGGUGCCAGCUGAGACUAGAACUUGCCACCGCUCUGCCACGGAACUCCACCGGCAGCCUGAAAGCCCAGCUGGGAAGGAGAAGGGGCACACUUCCAGAUAGUCUUUGGGAUAGAAGACUGCUCACUAGUCUGUGAGCCUAGACCAGCCAGACCCUGAGCUAGGGGAGAAGUGUGUAAGAUUGGGGCCUGUGGAUGCCCCUCCCCAGACUCAUUGGCUUCUGUCACAAUAAAU
Messenger RNA from Suncus etruscus (white-toothed pygmy shrew), 1934 nucleotides. RefSeq names its product ubiquitin associated protein 1 (gene UBAP1). Gene Ontology annotation, biological process: ubiquitin-dependent protein catabolic process via the multivesicular body sorting pathway. NCBI's taxonomy places the organism in Eukaryota, Metazoa, Chordata, Mammalia, Eulipotyphla, Soricidae. Gene Ontology annotation, molecular function: ubiquitin binding. The transcript is spliced from 7 exons. Gene Ontology annotation, cellular component: ESCRT I complex. Bases 201 to 1715 code for a protein of 504 amino acids. The record is from RefSeq and is a predicted model, not a curated record.